UCUUUCACUGGUUCUGUACGCGCACAAAUCUCAAAAUGCCAACAGUGGUACUUCUUGAUGUCUCACUUUCCAUGCUACGGGGCGUUCAAACGCCUGAAGAUGAGUUUGUAGAACGCCGUCAUCUUGCUAUGCGCGGGCUUCACGUUUUCUUUGACUACUUAUCUAGCAAGUUUAAGUUGGAAUUCUCAGCUUUGUUGGCCUUUUCAUCCUUAUGGGAGAUUGUUGUACCGUUUACCAGAGAUUACCAAGCACUAAAGCAGGGUUGUAUAACAGUAGAUGUCUACGACAAGACAAGUUUUGACAAUGGUUUUAGUGGUGUUGUCGGCCAUGUUAUUGAGGAGUGGGGCACCUCUGUGCCGUGUCAAGUGAUCCUUGUUACAGAUGGCCGCACGGGGUCUGGUCAGGGAUCGCUCAAGGAGCUUUUAGAAGGGAAGAGAAAGGAGAAUCCUGACCAACCUUCCCCAUUUCCCAUCCCGUUUCCUUGUAAAAUACAUGUUGUAUGCAUUGCAACAGCAAAUGAACUGGGAGGGGAUCUGAUGCUGUUUCAAAGACUUUGUGAUUCUGCAGGUGCUGGAGGAAGUGUUUAUGUGCCUGACAUGCCACUCAGUGUCCAGUCAGUCCAGAAUGUUUUUACGCGCCUUGCUCAAACUCAUUACAUAAGCUACGAGGGAACUCUGUCAUGUGGCCAUUUGCAAUCCAAAAUAACACUGUCACCGGCACCAGAUUUAACAAGCAUACUUGAGACAUCUAAGAAAACCACAGGCCAAGAGAAGACGAGGAGAAUGCCAAAUGAACUGUCAAUAUGUGGUUUUCUCGACGUUGCAGAUGCUGGAAGCCCACCACAUAUAUCUCGUCAUCUUGUGAUUCCAGUUCCAACAUCAUCCGCAGAUAGCAAGGAUAAAGAAGGAGGAAAGGAGACUGUUAGAGACACUGAUGAGGACGGUAAAACUCCUUCCUUCUGUGUACUUCUACACGGAAGUUUGAAAGUAGAGAAAAUGGUGGCUAUUGUUAUGUUAGAGUGAGUAUGAUUUGAACAUCUAGGUGAUGCAGGUUUUCUAUGUUUAUGUUUGUGGCACUUCAGUAAAUGACAUUCUGUAAUUUUGCAUGUUUUUCUUUGUUUGGGUAGUUUUUUUUUUUUUCGGUUUUUAUACCUGGUAUAACAUAGGAUCUUUAAAGAAAUGCUGUUAUCUUUUCUGUGUACAUAUGAGAACACACUUAUUAUCAGAAGACUGACCUUUCACCUUGAAGGUCUUAUGUAGUGUAUACAUGUAGUUAAUAUUAUAAUUGCUUGCUUAUUUUCUAGCUCUGACUGGUUUGGAAUGCUUCAUUCUUGGGCAGACAGCAAAAAGAAAUCCAAUCUUGUUCUCACAACAUUCUUUCCGGGUGAAAACAACAUCUCAUGGCUUGGUAAUAUGCAGAAACUUGGUCCAGCCGCAGAACUCGACUCCAAUCCGUAUCAGACUUCAGACAAUGAUGAAUCUGAGACAACACCCUUUCCAGUUUUGCCAAGUCAGAGGAGAAGCUACAAUUCACAAGCCAAUGUUGUCUGGAUCAAACCAAGUGGAUUACAGGUAUGGGAGAUGUGGCAGCUGGUUUGUAGAAAGAGAUGAGUGAAGACAAAAAUAAUUAAGGACAACCAGAUUGUAUCUGUGUGGAUGUAAAUGUUCCUAGUUGUCCCGGAUUUUUCAGGCAAAUGAAGACUUGAAAUUGUAGAGGUCUGCAAUUAUCAUCAAUGGUGGGAUGUAAAUCUGAGGAAUCAGCAGCAUUUCCACUUUUUUGGUAUCCUUAAUAUUUGAUAUUAUCAGUGAUAUGGCUUUACUCAGGGAAAAACCUCAGUUACUUGGAGUAGUUCCAGCAAUUGUAUAUCUAGGAAAUCUUGGACAUAUGUGAAAAGAUUUGCUGAUAUUUGAGCAAAAAUCUAGGAUAUGAUAAGUAGCUCAGUGAAAUCAUCAAUUGUGUUUGAUUUUCCCAGCAUUUGAAAAUUAGCUUUGACAGUUAGUUUUUUGUUUAUACUUUCAGUCUGAUGUCCAGAAGCUGUUGCGGUAUGCAAAAAGGCUUCCUGAAAAGCAAGGCCAAUUUUAUAAGGUAACAGUGACAUAGUUUGUGAAAGUUGUAUCAGGUUAAACCGUGGUUUUGUUUCAAAAUUUUUCCUGAAAAAUUUGCUGCAGGUCACCAAUCUAAAAAAUGUUUACUGUAAUAUUAAAAUAUGAAUGAAUUUGAUAAAAUAUAGAAGAUCAUUAAUUGGUUGAUUACUGUAAAAGUCCAGAGGUUAAAGGUCAAAACUACAAUACAAUUCCCAUUGCUAAACUAUGAACACUAUUGCAAAGGAAUUCACCUUGUUUCAUCUGUUAAACUAUUUUACCCCAUGCAUUUGCAGUAGUAAAUUGAGUAGCAAAAUAUUCCUAAACCAAGAUGUCACAUCCAUUUGGCAAGAGUUUACAGCAUAUCUACAUUCUGGUACAUGUACGUAUUCAAUUUCCUUCCCCAUCACUUUUUUAGGAACUAAACAGACUGCGCCGUGCUGCCUUGUGUUAUAGUUACUUGGGCCUUUUAGAUGUACUGGCGAGUAUGUUAGACAAAGAAUGUCACAAGGCAACUGAUGAGGUAGCUCGCCAGUUACAACAUGCCUCACAAAGUCUUAGAAGUGCUCCAAGUUUGGAUUUAAACAAGCCUAUCACUCCAGCUCAAGAUUAAACCUGCUGUUGGUUAAUUUGUCCAAUGUAAACAGCUUUUUUUUGUUUUUCUGACACAGAUGUAACUUAAUUAGAACAUUCUGAGGCAGAGUUAAGAACAGAUCAGGUGUACUUUCUAUGUACAGAUGUAUGCAAUGGUUGGUUCAUAGCUAAGUAACAGUACUGUUUAUGAGUGGACAACUGCUGCCAUCUUUUUUUGUUUUAGGCACAGCAAACAGUUUGUUUGCUGACCAUAACUUACAUCUACAGUACCCUUGAUGAAGAGGGCUAUUAUAACAGGUAUCAAAUGCAAUUAAAUGCAGUUUAAUGGAGUGAACAAGAAAGAGAAUCAGCAUUCUCUAGUAGUCUCUGCUUGAGGCAUUCCUGCAUGCACUUUCAUUGAGUGUGAACUUGCAGCUUUGAGAGGAGUGCCAGCUCAUCAUCCAGGCAGUUUUCCCCACCCCUUCCCUCCCUCUUUCCACUGUUUAUUCAGUGUGAUGGGUGCCUGAUUCCCUUUCCUGUGUUGGGGCUCAUGGCUGGGUUGCCAGGAUUUUCCAGCCAUGGGAGAAGUCUCCAUCUAGGAGCUGGCUGCCAAUAGUGAAAGCUCCUGGAUGUUUCAGGCACCCAACCUUCACUUAGCAAUACAGUUGUUAAAAGUCAGUUAUCAUCAUUCAAAUCUCUGCAAAAUAGCAGAAGAAUAGCAAAAGAACAAUGGCUGAACAUGGUUGAAAGUGCUUUCAGUGUACAUCAGCUAUGGCAUGAAAUGUCAUCAACUUAUCUUUGUUCACUAUAAACAGUACUAAUAGCAUGAAGAAAAAUCAAGGUCGGACAGUUCAAGUGUGUUGAAUUGUAUUGUCAUCAACAACUUGACAAGUUACAUUUACUGGG
Messenger RNA from Pocillopora meandrina, 3560 nucleotides. The record is from the annotation of a GenBank genome assembly. Lineage: Eukaryota; Metazoa; Cnidaria; Anthozoa; Scleractinia; Pocilloporidae.